This is a messenger RNA of Stegodyphus dumicola, 3797 nucleotides long. RefSeq names its product ftz transcription factor 1 (gene ftz-f1). Gene Ontology annotation, cellular component: RNA polymerase II transcription regulator complex. The record is from RefSeq and is a predicted model, not a curated record. NCBI's taxonomy places the organism in Eukaryota, Metazoa, Arthropoda, Arachnida, Araneae, Eresidae. Gene Ontology annotation, molecular function: RNA polymerase II cis-regulatory region sequence-specific DNA binding; zinc ion binding; nuclear receptor activity. Gene Ontology annotation, biological process: hormone-mediated signaling pathway; regulation of transcription by RNA polymerase II; tissue development.
UGGAACGCGGACAGCAUCGAUAGCGUUACCACGUGACUCGUGUUUAUUGUGUUGGUUACAUCAACGAAUGCCAUUUCCUCCUCUAUAGCUCUUCGUUUCUUUUGUCUUUGAGAUCGGGAAAAGACAUUCUUAGCAUUUGCUGUGUGUUGGUAGAUGUUACAUAAUGCUCAUCGUUACUUCACUUUCGAUUUUUCGGUAUGCAUCCACAGCAGCCACUUUAACACUAGUGACCUAAUUUCGUUGAUGUAAGCGACUUGCUUUAACCCACUUUCCGCGCCUGCUCACUGCGUUCGAAAGUGAAGUUGCUGUGCGAGCGAAGGAAGAGUGUAACAUUAAGCCUUGCCCUUGAUCUAACGGCUCGACCUGGACUCGAAAAGCUCUGAGAGACAAGGUUGGCGGGAUCAAGCAUUGUUUUUCCGACUUCGGAUGGUUUCUUGAUGUUUACAUUUUGCCUAAAUUAACGUCGGAUUGGCGAAAAAAGUGAUCGUGUGUGUGGUUGGGACGCCGCCGAUACGGCAAGGCGUGGAGGGAGAUAUGUUGGUGGAUGGGCCGAACGUUACAGCCGACAUGAGUAGCGAUUCCACCGUCAGCACGGUGGCUCCCCAGGCCCAGGAUGAUCCCAUAGAAAUUACAGCUCCACCUGGUAUGCUGACAGUGGCGACCACGCCGAACCAACAACAGCAACAGCCAGGACCACUGGUGGAAUACCCACACGACCCCCCGGACACCAAGGAGGGCAUUGAGGAACUAUGUCCUGUGUGCGGAGAUAAGGUGUCCGGGUAUCACUAUGGUCUGCUUACCUGCGAAUCCUGCAAAGGAUUCUUCAAGAGAACCGUACAGAAUAAAAAAGUAUACACUUGCGUUGCUGACCGCAGCUGUCACAUAGACAAGAGUCAAAGAAAAAGGUGCCCUUACUGCAGAUUUCAGAAGUGUCUUGAUGUUGGAAUGAAACUAGAAGCUGUACGAGCCGAUCGGAUGCGUGGUGGAAGGAACAAGUUUGGCCCAAUGUACAAGCGAGACAGAGCCCGCAAGCUUCAAAUGAUGAGACAAAAGCAAAUUGCAAGGGCACAAUGCCAAGGCGUCGUAGGGAAUGAAGUAGCUCCUGUGGGACCACCUCCAUUUCCACCACCACCUGCUUUGCCAUCUCCAUCCAUGUAUUCCAAUGACCCCAACAUCAAACAAGAACUCAUUCAAAUUCCUCAAUUAAGCUCCUCCACAAGUUCUCCAGAUUCUUCCCCGUCACCAUUAUGUACAUCAGCGCAGACCAACUCGACCAUCGCAGCGCACUUUGCGCUGUCCGUGGCCGGCCCGCCGGUCGAGCCCAUCAAGGUGAGUUCGUGGCCACCAGGUCGUGCGCCCUCGCCACCUCAUCCCGUCGCCUCUAACAACGCCGGAACUGCGGCGGGAUCUCCCAAGCCCCCUUACCAUUACGGUGAUGUCAGCCCCCUUGUUCUCAGCAGUGUGGGACCCGUUGCGCUGUUGGCUGGCAGUGGCAAGGUGCCCCAUCUCAUCCGAGAGUUUCAACUGUCCAUGCCGGAUGACAAAGACUGGCAGAGUCAAUUGUUCGGCCUCUUACAAAACCAGACAUACAACCAAUGCGAAGUGGAUGUGUUUGAACUCAUGUGCAAAGUAAUCGACCAGUCCCUCUUCGCACAAGUGGACUGGGCUCGCAAUAGUGUUUUCUUUAAAGAACUUAAGGUUGAUGAUCAAAUGAAAUUGUUACAACAGUCUUGGAGUGACAUGUUAAUUCUUGACCAUCUUCACCAACGGCUUCACAAUGGCCUUCCAGAAGAAACUACCAUGCCCAAUGGUCAGAAAUUCAGUUUGAUCAAUCUUGCACUGUUGGGAGUUUCAAGUAUGGCUGAUCAGUUACAGCAUGUUUCAACUCGUUUACAAGAAUUGAAAUUUGAUCCAUUGGACUAUAUAUGUCUCAAAUUUUUGUUACUACUCAAUCCUGCAGAAGUGCGGACUUUGUCAAACAUGAAGCUUGUUCAUGAAGCAUAUGAGAGAACACAACAAGCUCUCAUGGAAUAUACUGUCAGUUGCUAUCCACAAAUUACAGAUAAAUUCUCUCAUUUGCUACAGGUAUUGCCUGAAAUUCAUGUGAUCAGUGAAAGGGGAGAAGAUUUCUUGUUAUAUCGACAUCUCAGUGGCAAUGCGCCAACACAGACUUUGCUCAUGGAGAUGUUGCAUGCUAAGAAGAAAUAGCACUAGAAUGCACACAGUGAAAUUUAUAUUUUUCUGUUGAAAUUUUAAAAGUGUAACUGCCAUUAAUUGAACUGUUUCUUAACUGCCAGGAAAAGACUUCUGGAUCUUAUGCUGCACAUUCCAUAUGGCGGGCCAACAGAAUAUGCCCUUGGGAUGUUGGAUUUGAGAUCCAGCUGUUUUAAACAAACAGACCACUUGAUUGUUGUUUUCAUCUCAAGCACAUUAUUAUGUACAUUACAAACAAAACAUUUCAUACACAGUAUGACUAACAAAGCAUUAUAUGUCCAUUCAUCAUUAACUGUGUUUGCUGUUAUAUUGUAAUUUCCCCUCAUACAUUUUUUUAAAUUCUCCUAACAUUGUACAUUUGAAAGGGAGAUUUUUUUUUUUUUUUUUUUUUUAAAUGGUUAGCAUUGUUUGUUGUUUAAAGUUGUGCUGCCUAUGGAUCAGAUUGUGGUAUUUUUUUGUACAUUUCAUAGAUUAUGUAUCAUCUCUGAGCCAGAAUGAAAUGUAUAAGUAAGAGUAUCGAAUGUGUUACAUGACAAUGUAGCAUCGGCACUGCAGCUUUAUAUAUAUUUCACAUAUGCAUUUUGUUGACCUCAUAUGUCUCAGGGAUAUGACAGAAUGUAAACACACAAUAUUCAUUUCAAGAAAUUUAUCAGCAAUAAUGAUUCAUUUUAUAACUCAAUUUGCAGUGUGUGGCACAGUGCUUUUAUUUAACUUGUAUUAUGUGGUACAAAGGAUUAUUUUUAUGAACUAGACUAAGGUAAUAGUGCAAAUUUUGUUAUUCUGGAUUUUUUAUUUUAUGUUUCUGGUAGACAUUUUAAUUGAAAUAUAGACGUAAGUUUAUUAUAUCACUUUUCAUUUAUUGUUUUUAAAACCUUUUUAUUAAUAUGAUUUUCAGUUAAAUUUAACAUGUUUAUACUUCAUAUUUAAAAAAGUAUUUUUAUUAUUACACAGUCGGUGUUUUUAAUAGAAUUCUUUCGGCAAUACUUAUUUAAGUAUUUCUAAUCAAACCCCCUCUCCUUUAAAUAAAUAAAUAUAUAUAUAUAUAAUUGAAAUGGUCUGCAACAUGUAAUGUUAUAAUUGUGUAAAAGUAUACCAUAGUCUUGUUUUGAAUUUUGUUUUAUUUUUAAAAUAUUCAGUUUCAGAUGCUCCAUUUCUAAUACACUCCUGAUCGUAGGAUAAUUUUUGCUAUCAGUAUAGAAGGCAAACAAGAGUAUUGUUUAUUUUUUCAUAAUAUGUAUUACCCAAUUCCUUGCUAGCAUACUGCUGUGUUGUUCACAAUACUUGAAAGAAUCAGUAAAAUAACUAUUUUUUUAUAGUUUUUUAAUAAAUUUUAAUGAAAAAUAUUGAUUUCUUUUAAUUCAAAAUAUUAACUUUAUUAGAAAAAAAGGAACUAUAAUUAAAAAUAUAUGUAUGAAAAUAUGCAUUAAUUAUCAUGGUGUAGAUUAGGAUUCUGUCUGGAGAAUUAGGAUUUUGAGUGUUGGAAUUAAUCUGAUCAAGAUUAAAAAUUUGUUUCUGAAAAAUUGCACUAUUUGAUUCUUCCUUACUAUUAAAUAACAAAAAAAAAAAAAAAAAAAAAAUAAAAA